Messenger RNA from Suillus subaureus, 309 nucleotides. RefSeq lists its product as uncharacterized. The transcript is spliced from 2 exons. The record is from RefSeq and is a predicted model, not a curated record. The coding region runs from base 1 to 309 and encodes 102 amino acids. Lineage: Eukaryota; Fungi; Basidiomycota; Agaricomycetes; Boletales; Suillaceae.
AUGCAUGCUGAUGAUGCUGACAAUUUCUUGAAUCUUGCAGCAGCAUUGAAGAUCAUUCUAGGAUGGAGCAUCAGUGAUGCUGAUAUCCCCCAAGCAAAGGAGCUUCUUAAUAAGUAUCUUCUCAGGUUCUUAGAGGUUCAUCUGAAGCAUGUCAAACCUUCUCACCACUGGGUGACACACAUCUUUGAACAGCUGGAAAAUUAUGAUCCCGUUUACAGCUUCUGGACAUUUCUUUUUGAGCACCUUAACAAAGUUCUCAAGAGUUAUUCAACAAAUACAGUGGCUCAAAAAACUGUCCACAUGUUUUGA